This is a messenger RNA of Tuber aestivum (summer truffle), 2448 nucleotides long. NCBI's taxonomy places the organism in Eukaryota, Fungi, Ascomycota, Pezizomycetes, Pezizales, Tuberaceae. The record is from the annotation of a GenBank genome assembly.
CUACCGGCAAUCGUUCCAAUACGAGUACGGUACAGCAGGGGAAGGACCGGUAUUAUACCGUAUAUAAAGGUGCUUACAUGACCAUCCUGUAAAUCCCCAAUCCCACCAAAGUCGCCGCUAUCCCAUGGAUUCCCAACCUCCGUGCUCCAAUCCCCCACCUCGUACCGGAUUUCAGUAUUGCUGCCUCCUGUGCUCGGAGCUGAGAACGACCGGAGAAAAGCGUGUAGAUGCCGAGGCCAAUGAACGCAGUGGAGCCUUGAUAGAUUGUCAAGUCAGGAGAGAAGGGAAGAAAGAGAGGGCGAAGCGUUGAUACCGAUUGCUCUACAUGGCAAGCAGUCCUCUUUCAUAUCCUCUGCGAGGGCCUUUUCCAGAGGGACGGGGGCGUCUGGCAAAUAUUUUAUCUCCUCUUUGCUCAUGUUUGGAUGGGAUUUUUUUUCUUUUUCCUUCUCUCUUGCUUUCUAUGCUGGAAACGACUGGUGAGAGUUGAGGCUGCUACCUGCAAGAAGCUAUCAUCCUCGAGUACGGUACCGGCACUCGAGCGCAUGGGAAAAAAGAAACACCAUAAAUCUUGCCAAGAACACCCUACGGUUGGUUGACCCAGACGUCGCUUCAACCCCACUUGUCCCACAAACCCGUUCUUUAGCUUUGAUACCGACUACCACCCUUGCAAAGACAUGAAUGCCGUCGAAGCCUUGUACGUCUUCGACAACUUUUCUCCCGCUACAACACCGAUUCUGCAACAUGAAUGGAGAUCACGACCAGCUACGACUGCCGCCUCCCUCUACUCCCUCUACAAAGCUCAACCGCCGCCGCGCCCUUCGUUGAUAUACCUGCCAACAACCUCACCGCCUACUCUGCUUUUCAACAUAAUACAUAAUAACCUCUUGUUUCUUUCGCCCACAACUUCCGAGAUAGAACCGCUGCUAGUAUCCGAGUUCUUGCAUCGGGUGGUUGAUGUCCUGGAAGACUACCUUGGAUCCCCGUUGCUGGGGAGCAAAAUAGAGGCCAACUAUGAUAUAGUUGCUCAGCUGCUGAACGAGAUGUGCGAUGAUGGAUUUCCAUUCACGACGGAACCAAAUGCAUUGAGGGAUGUGGUACUACCGCCUAGUCUAAUGGGCAAACUCCUAGGGAGUGUCACUGGUUUACCAAGGUUGGUUUAUCCUAUAUUCCUCCAAUACCUACCCAUCCGCUGCUAAACUGAGUGGCUAGUGCCUCCAUCCCUUCAUCCUUUAUUCCCUCACCAACUAAAACUCUGUCCACAAUCCCCUGGCGCCGUUCCAAUGUUCGUCAUACCAACAACGAACUCUACGUGGAUCUAAUAGAAUUGAUCACAGCAACUAUCGCUCCCUCUGGGCGCUUCCUAUCUGCACGCUCAAACGGUACCAUUGCGUUCAACUGCAAGCUAUCCGGCAUCCCUGACCUUCUAAUGACACUCCAAACACCUGGCAGUCACAAACAAAAACUUGGUGCCCCACCAUCCGGGGGGCUAGGCUUCCCCGUCUUCCACCCCUGUGUUCGACUCUCUCGCUGGAGGGAGCGCCCGGGGGAACUGUCUUUCGUUCCUCCGGAUGGCAAAUUUGUUCUCGCAUCUUAUGAGAUCGACCUUCUGCCUUCCAGCAAUCCAAAGAGCGCAACACAACCGCAGCUGCCUGUUAGCCUAGAGCUCAAGACCGCGAUUGGGCCACAGUCAUCCGAGUUCGAGGCCCGGGUUUUCAUUUCCACUGCUUCUCUAGCCCCUACAACUAAUACCCUCUCAGCAAACCCAUUUGGUCCCAGAUCCAGCCGGAGCCCAGCAUUUGGGGGAUCGAGCAAUAACCCCGCGGUCGAGGAAGUGAGCAUCACCUUCCCACUUCCCCCGACCGUCAAAACACUCACAAGCACACGGUGCUCACGAGGAGAGUUCCAUCAUGAGGGCAGAAAAGUAACAUGGAAGAUACCGACAACUGGUGCAUUCUCCGGAACAGCCACAUUCCGAACUGGCGUGGUCGUCAAGAGUUACGGCGGAGAUGAUAGUGAGGAGGAAGAAGAGGAGCCGGUAGACAAUGGAGAAUACCAGGACGACCAAACAAAAAAAACAGCCAACGUCAACGGCGGUAACGAAGAAGAGAAGGCAAAGAGAGAGAAACACGCAAAGAGGAAAAUGGAAAUGGCUAUGCCGAGAUGUGCCCUAGUGGCAUUUAGUGUGAGGGGGUGGUUGGCUAGUGGUGUUAAGGUUGAUAGCUUGAAGGUUGUUGGUGGAAAGGGAUUGGGAGAGGGAGUAAAGCCUUACAAAGGAGUAAAGUAUUUAACGAAAGCUGGCGAUAUCGAGGUUAGGUGCUAAGGAUUUUGACGAAAGACGGUGCUUUGGGCUGAUAGCUACGGUGAUGGCGGCUUCUGGGCAUACAGUACAUAAUGUAGACGGGCGCCAAUCAGAUAGAUUUGGACGUGGCGAGUUCAGCUCUAGCUUUU